Molecule: messenger RNA, 954 nt
Organism: Parnassius mnemosyne (clouded apollo)
Lineage: Eukaryota; Metazoa; Arthropoda; Insecta; Lepidoptera; Papilionidae
Source: the annotation of a GenBank genome assembly
AUGUUUAAGGAUAUUGCCAAUUUAAUCUCAACUUGUGAAACCUGCUUAACCUACAAACACCCUAAUCAUUCUCCCUAUGGUCUUAUGGGUAAACCUAAACUUUGCUCCAGACCUUUUCAAACUAUAUCCUUAGAUCUUAUGGGUCCAUUGCCUAUGACUCGAAGACGAAAUCAGUAUAUUCUAGUAAUUAACUGCAAUUUUACUAAAUUUACUAUGAUUUUUCCCCUUAAACGUGCUACUUCAGCUAAUAUUAGUAAUGUUUUGGAAAAUUCAGUUUUUCUAGUUAAUGGCAUUCCCCAAACUAUUAUAAUGGACAAUGCUGUUCAAUUUCAGUCGCGAGAAUUCCACUCAUUCUUAAAUUCUUAUAACGUUCCUUUUAUUUUUCACACAGCUUUAUAUUGUCCUCAGGUUAAUCCUACGGAGAAGUUUAAUAGUACAAUUAUUACAGCUCUAGCAUCUCUAGUAGGAGACGAUCAUAGAUCAUGGGACAACCAUCUUACUAAGAUUCAGUACGCAAUGAACAGCGCUACAAAUGUAGCUACUGGCUUUACUUCAAACUUUUUGGUCUUUGGUAGGGAAACAAUACCUUGUGGUUCCUUCUAUACUCCAACUCAGAACCUCGAGGAAUUAAUAUUUAUGCCUCGUGAUAUUUACGCGUCUAAUGCUGGUCUCCUCUCAUCUAUCUUUCACAAAGUUCAAACUAAACUUCACAUAGCGCACGCUAAAAAUAGCGCUCGCUAUGAUCUUCGCCGGGCUUUUAAAGAAUUUAAUGUGGGAGAUACUGCUUGGCGUAAAAAUCAUGUUUUAAGCAAUGCCGGCGCAUACUUUAAUGCUAAACUUGCCCCUAAGUUCAUCAAGUGCAAAGUGAUAGCUAAACUGUCACCACUAGUCUAUGUACUUGAAGACCCUAAUGGAGUUAGAGGCAAGUGGCACAUCAAAGAUGUAAAAUCAUAA